CUUUCGCCAUUCCGGGGUGUCGCCGCACCACAGAGCGCACUGAGGGAGUCCUGCGAAGAGAGGCAGCCCAGUACGCUCCAGGCCUCUUCACACCUUCAUCCAGGCCACACGGUUCCCCAGCAUGCCCCAGAAGACAGGUAUCCGCUCAUUAUUUCCCCAGAGACCCGCCGCAGACCUCCCCAGCAGCCCCGUUUGAAAGAUUACGGCGACACCGAGGGAUGCUACUGCAGCAAACGCACCCCGCAACUGCAAACAUUCUCGACGUCUGCCCGAGGACCAGAUACAUUUGGUUGGCCCCUGACAGAAGCCCCCGAGGAUGUCCGACAGCGGUGCGAGCAUGAACUCCGACGAUCGGCCGGUUAAAACGGUCCCCUUCCCCCUGAGCCACAGGCUCUCCAUGAAGGAGGUGUUUGACUGUGAGGGGAAGCCCAGAGUAGACCUGCUAAAAGCCCACCUCACCAAGGAGGGUCGUCUGGAGGAGGUGGUGGCCCUACGUAUCAUCAAUGAGGGAGCCGCCAUCCUGCGCCAGGAGAGGACCAUGCUGGAUAUAGAGGCCCCAGUCACAGUGUGUGGAGACGUCCACGGUCAGUUCUUUGACCUGAUGAAGCUGUUUGAGGUGGGCGGUUCCCCCGCGACGACACGCUACCUCUUCCUAGGGGACUACGUGGACCGGGGCUACUUCAGUAUUGAGUGUGUGUUGUAUCUGUGGUCGUUGAAAAUCCUCUACCCAAAGACGUUAUUUCUUCUCCGGGGAAACCAUGAAUGUAGACACUUGACAGAAUAUUUCACUUUCAAAACAGAAUGUAAGAUAAAGUACUCUGAGCAGGUGUAUGACUCGUGUAUGGAUGCGUUUGACUGCCUGCCGCUGGCUGCUCUGAUGAACCAGCAGUUCCUGUGUGUCCAUGGAGGGCUCUCACCAGAGAUCCACACGCUCGACGACAUCAAAAAGCUGGACAGAUUCAAGGAGCCUCCAGCGUUCGGACCCAUGUGUGACCUGCUGUGGGCCGACCCACUGGAGGACUUUGGCAACGAGAAGACACAAGAAUACUUCGGCCACAACACAGUCAGGGGCUGCUCCUACUUCUACAGCUACCCUGCGGUGUGUGAGUUUCUACAGACCAACAACUUAUUGUCUGUCAUCAGAGCACAUGAAGCGCAGGAUUCUGGGUACCGGAUGUACAGAAAGAGUCAGACGACAGGCUUCCCCUCCCUCAUCACCAUCUUCUCAGCACCUAACUACCUGGACGUCUACAACAACAAAGCGGCGGUUCUGAAGUAUGAGAACAACGUGAUGAACAUCCGCCAGUUCAACUGUUCCCCUCAUCCCUACUGGCUGCCCAACUUCAUGGAUGUCUUCACCUGGUCCCUGCCCUUCGUUGGAGAGAAAGUGACAGAGAUGCUGGUGAAUGUUCUCAGUAUCUGUUCAGAUGAUGAGCUCAUGGAGAAUGACGGAGAGGAAGAGGUCUAUGAUGCCAAUGCAGCGGCAGCUAGGAAAGAGGUGAUCAGGAACAAGAUCCGUGCCAUAGGGAAGAUGGCCAAAAUGUUCCAAGUUUUACGGGAGGAGAGUGAGAACGUACUGACCCUGAAGGGACUGACACCCACUGGCAUGCUGCCCAGCGGAGUUCUGUCUGGAGGCAAGCAGACUCUGCAGAGCGCUACCAUUGAGGCCAUUGAAGCCAUCGAUCCUGUUGAGGACUCAGAAGCGAUCCGAGGCUUCUCCCCUCAACAUAAGAUCAAUAGCUUUGCGGAGGCCAAGGGUCUGGACCGGAUCAACGAGCGCAUGCCCCCCCGCCGUGACGCCGUCAACAGUGUGGGUGUCUCCAUGGGCCGCAUGAACAUGGGGGAGCCCAACGGCACCGACAACAACAGCAAUAUACAGUGAUGGACACACACACAUUUAUACAUAAACACUAAUACACACACUUAUAUAUAAAGUACAUACCCACGCAUACACACAUUUGACUUACACACUUAAAGUAAAACACACUUACGGUAAACAUACUUAGACAUGCACUUAAACAAGGAUCAUACAGAACACACAGUCAACAUAUAGACCUACACGUACACAGUAAUGGUACACACAUCAUCCUCCUCCGCCUCCCCCGGCCUGUUGCUCCCCAGCCCUUCUCUCUACCCGUUUGACAAGACUGUGCCAUGGAUGGAUCAGACCUCCUAUCGGACAAACUGUACUGCAGGUUCCAUCACUCCCUGACCUGGUCACACACUACUACAGACCCCUGACCUGACCACCUGACCACACUACACUACGGAACACUCUACUGGACGUUCUGGAACACUCCAAUGCAAAACAAAGAGAUAAUGUUCUGUUCUAAUUGUGUAGUGGGGCUGACUGGGGGACAGAUGUUACCUUUCUGUUAUGUUGGGGGCAGAGGGAGGGUGGGGCUGACUGGGGGACAGAUGUUACCUUUCUGUUAUGUUGGGGGCAGAGGGAGGGUGGGGCUGACUGGGGGACAGAUGUUACCUUUCUGUUAUGUUGGGGGCAGAGGGAGGGUGGGGCUGACUGGGGGACAGAUGUUACCUUUCUGUUAUGUUGGGGGCAGAGGGAGAGUGGGGCUGACUGGGGGACAGAUGUUACCUUUCUGUUAUGUUGGGGGCAGAGGGAGGGUGGGGCUGACUGGGGGACAGAUGUUACCUUUCUGUUAUGUUGGGGGCAGAGGGAGAGUGGGGCUGACUGGGGGACAGAUGUUACCUUUCUGUUAUGUUGGGGGCAGAGUGAGGGUGGGGCUGACUGGGGGACAGAUGUUACCUUUCUGUUAUGUUGGGGGCAGAGGGAGGGUGGGGCUGACUGGGGGACAGAUGUUACCUUUCUGUUAUGUUGGGGACAGAGGGAGAGUGGGGCUGACUGGGGGACAGAUGUUACCUUUCUGUUAUGUUGGGGACAGAGGGAGGGUGGGGCUGACUGGGGGACAGGUGUUACCUUUCUGUUAUGUUGGGGGCAGAGGGAGGGUGGGGCUGACUGGGGGACAGAUGUUACCUUUCUGUUAUGUUGGGGACAGAGGGAGGGUGGGGCUGACUGGGGGACAGAUGUUACCUUUCUGUUAUGUUGGGGACAGAGGGAGGGUGGGGCUGACUGGGGGACAGAUGUUACCUUUCUGUUAUGUUGGGGGCAGAGGGAGGGUGGGGCUGACUGGGGGACAGAUGUUACCUUUCUGUUAUGUUGGGGACAGAGGGAGGGUGGGGCUGACUGGGGGACAGAUGUUACCUUUCUGUUAUGUUGGGGGCAGAGGGAGGGUGGGGCUGACUGGGGGACAGAUGUUACCUUUCUGUUAUGUUGGGGGCAGAGUGAGGGUGGGGCUGACUGGGGGACAGAUGUUACCUUUCUGUUAUGUUGGGGGCAGAGGGAGGGUGGGGCUGACUGGGGGACAGAUGUUACCUUUCUGUUAUGUUGGGGGCAGAGGGAGGGUGGGGCUGACUGGGUGACAGAUGUUACCUUUCUGUUAUGUUGGGACAGGGGAAGGGUGGGGAUUGGGGAGUGGAGGCAUGUAGGUGAGAGGUCGACGGGGGCUAAGGUGGCAUGCGGUGGAGGUACUACCUGUCCGUGAUUUACAGUUUCCUCUUCUCAUUUUAAAACAGGAAGUUGUGUCAGCCCUGUCGGUGGUUUACUUCAUUCAUUUUAUUUGAUAAGAUAUCUAGAUAGGGAGAUGGAUAGUUGUCAUGGCGGCUGUGAAUUUAUUGGUGUAUGCGUUUGCAUCUGCGUGUGAAAUUUGAAUGCCAUUUUCAUCUGCAAACACACAUGGUAGUGCUUUCCAAUAUGUUUUGCUACUAGUACUAUAUGAUAAUAACAGGACAUUGAAAUUAAGCAUACUAUUUAUUAACUUCAAGGAAAAGAUGAAGUUGUCAGAAGGUUCAAAAUGCAGUCUUAUUACCUGAGUGUUCUCCAUCCUAUUAAGCCAAUAUGCUCCACUGGCCAGUUAGCCAGUGCUGAGGUGGCACACAGAGUUCACAGUACACUCACUACACCCCAGGUAGACGCUGCCUCUAAAGUCAGAUAAACAAAACUGAUCAUUCAACAGUUUUAGGGGCAAUGUCUGUCUGUUCCACUCUUAUGUUCUAUUGCUGCCAAGUCAGAUGAUUUCCAAAACUGAUUUUAUUUCAGUUUUAAGGACAACUUUUGACCACUUUUACAUAUUUUACUUGCUGGGACUAUCUACACUUCUAUGUUCUAUUGCUGCCAAGUUAAUCAUAGAAAUAGAAAGCAUAGAAUGGACACCUGUAUCAGAGAUUGAAAUGUACAAACAACUAUGAUUGGCUGUUUUGUUGGCAUGCAAUCAGAUUCAGCAUGAGUGAAGUCUGUUCUAUGCAUUCCAUUUCUAUGGUGUCCUCUUAUGUGCUGUCCAGUUGCCUAUAACCUGAGUCGGCUGUAACUGGAGUAAGUCUCUAUAUAUGCUGUUUUGUUCUACUUUGAAAAUGAAAUGGUGUUUUUGGCUGAGUGUGAACAGUGACUAAAAGAAGGUUAUUUAUUUGUAAAGCAUUUAUAAACGCAUCAGUGCAUGCAAUUAAGUUAUUUGAUAAUAAUAAUGUGAAAUUCUAUUUGUGCCGUGUUUCAGUAUGGUAAGUUAUUUUUAUCUUCUUGUUUCAAAUUAACUAAGGGAUGAUAUUUAUUUGUGAAAAAAACAUUUUCCAAUUUUUAUUUGAUUUUGGGAUUUCUUUUUUAUUUCAGUUGAGUUUUUUCAUGACUGUAUUAUGAGUUAAUGUAUUGUUUUAUUUUGAUGCUGUACAGACUAGACGUUUGUAUGAGGUGCCAUGCGUUGUGACUCUAUCACUCCUCUCUUCUCUGAUGUGCAGGAGUUGUUUUGAAACCUACACUUAGAAAAAUACGGUUCCAAAACGGAUCUUCGGUGGUCCCUAUAGGAGAACCCUUUUCGGUUCCAGGUGGAACCCUUUUUGCUUCCAGGUAGAAACUCUUUUGGGUUCCAUGUAGAAAGAACCCUCUGUGGAAAGGGUUCUAAAUGGAAUUCAGAAGGGUUCUACCUGGAACCAAAAAGGGUUCUUCAAAGGGUUCUCCUAUGGGGACAGCCAAAGAACCCGUUUAGGCACUAGAUAGCACCUUUUUUUCUAAGAGUGUACAAUAGUGUGAAUGAAGAACCGUACUAUAAAGAGACAGACUUCCAUUCAGGCAGACAAAGCAUGAUUGCAUGGUAAACUCAUCUGUUAAAGCAUACACAGUUACAGACGUUGUCUCAAACAUUUUAAAGGAAAAGUGUAUUCUCUAAUCAUAAUUCUUAAAUUAUAUUCUUGUUAUUUAAUAUUAUCAUGAUUAUAUUUAUAAUUAACAUUAUUCUUAAGCUCUCUGCUAAUUGCUCUUGCGUUUUGCUGAUCCUUGUUUGGUCUCAUUGUGCUUUAUUUUGAGAGGUGAACUUACCGGAGACCUCGUGCCAUAUAGUUUGUGCCAUGGUUCUCUCUCGGACUCCUUUAUUACACAAACUGUAAGCAUGCCCCAUGGGACAAACCACUUUUUUACUCUUGAAUAAAAUAUGCAUGAACCUUUGG
Molecule: messenger RNA, 5511 nt
Organism: Oncorhynchus kisutch (coho salmon)
Lineage: Eukaryota; Metazoa; Chordata; Actinopteri; Salmoniformes; Salmonidae
Gene: ppp3cb
Product: protein phosphatase 3, catalytic subunit, beta isozyme
Exons: 14
Coding region: 317-1882 (521 amino acids)
Biological process (GO): calcineurin-mediated signaling
Molecular function (GO): calmodulin-dependent protein phosphatase activity
Source: RefSeq, a predicted model, not a curated record